This is a messenger RNA of Alternaria arborescens, 243 nucleotides long. RefSeq lists its product as hypothetical. NCBI's taxonomy places the organism in Eukaryota, Fungi, Ascomycota, Dothideomycetes, Pleosporales, Pleosporaceae. The transcript is spliced from 2 exons. The record is from RefSeq and is a predicted model, not a curated record. The coding region runs from base 1 to 243 and encodes 80 amino acids.
AUGGGGAACGCGGCCUGGCUCAGUGAAAACAAGCGCACACUCGAGGCCGCGGAGACGGACCUUGACAGGCUUGAUCGAUCGAAAGAAAAAGUCGCGAAUCUGGCGAUCAGGCGAAGAGAUGCGGGCAGCGAGUGUGACCAGCUCAGCUGCUUCGUCGCUAAGAAGCUAUGUCGUACCUUCGCCGACAAGUCUUACGUCACCCUACCGCGCGAGCUCCGCGAGAUGGUCUACGACUACGUCUGA